Lymnaea stagnalis (great pond snail) is the source of this 18447-nucleotide messenger RNA. NCBI's taxonomy places the organism in Eukaryota, Metazoa, Mollusca, Gastropoda, Lymnaeidae. The record is from the annotation of a GenBank genome assembly.
GGAAAUUUUGAUCAACACUUAUCUGUUUCUUUCGCGGGAAAGUUCGUAGCUUUCUUUCAUUCCUUUGAGUACUAGUAAUCUCAGAGAACACUACCGAUACAGUCAUUGAGCUGACCAUAAGGCAAAGAAAAGGACUAAUACUAAUAGAGUAAAUAUUGUUGAACACUUUUAAUUUCAAUAUAGCCUGCAACAUAUUUUUUAGACUUAUUUAGGCAUACAACUUUACUGAAAAUUUACAUUCGCUCCACUCUCUCCAGACUCAACACUCGCACUGCUGCACUUCCACUACUCGACUCGAGUAUUUCAUGUAAUUGUAAUAUAAUUAGUAUUCUUGUAUUUUAUGUAUCAAGGCUUACAGAUAGGCCCAUAUAUAGUAAUGUAAACGUAAGUUAAGGGCACGCCAGGGCUAUAUUACUACUCACCUCUGGCUGGGAUUGGCUUACUCACUUUUAACUUUACACUUUACUCUAAGUUUACACACACUGACACUGAACUCACUCACACACCUUUUCUAAGGUACGGUACCUCUUACUCUUAAUUUGUACUUAAUGUGUAGGCUUCCCUCUUCUAACAGACAUCAAAUAAUUCAAUGCUUUGAUUCGCCCUACUGGGUGUGUUGUCUUAGUUUUACGUGUACACCCCAUUCAUUAUCUAGUCCUUGGCCUUGUUCCAGUAGGUAGCAGUAUGUCAUGUGCAAAAAAGUAUUCUUCUUUAUUUUGAGGGCCCACGAUCAAUGAAUUGAUCAUUAUGGCUCCUAUGUAUUAGUAUUAGUCUUAGUACUCUUAGUAAGACUUAGUAACUAAAACUCAUAAUUUAUAGAAUUAUAAUAUAACUAUAGUUUUAGAUAGACAUAGUCAUAGUAGUUUCAGUUUGAACUGAAAAUUCGACAGCAAAGAGGCAGAGGUGGUGAACCUGAUUUACCUGACCAGUGUGUGACAUAAUUUGCCGCUACUUGUCCCAACAAUCUUAAUAUCAUAUUAGUCUAAGUCAGUGGUUCUCAACCUUCCUGGUGCCGCGACCCUUUAAUACACUUGUUCGUGUCAUGGCGACCCACAGCCACACACAAUUAUUUUCGUUGCUACUUCAUAGCUGCAAGGAUAUGUGUUUUCAGAUGGUCUUAGGCUUAGGUGACCAUUGGAAAAGAGUCGCGCGACCCCUAAAGGUUGAGAACCGCUGGUCUAAGUCUAUCAGGACAAGCAUCCGAAAAUUAUCAUUAUUUUAAAAAUUCAUCUUUUAUGAUACACAAUUAUUUAAUAUUUAAUAAAUUUUAAUUAUAAUUAAGUAAAUUCAGGCCAGCAGGUUCAGUAGGGCUUCCACUAGUGCAUUAUUUUAGUAAAUAAAAUGCUAACUACAAUAAACUGUAAUGUUAAGGAUAAAAAUAAAAGAAGCAGUUCCCCCAUUUGCCCCUCAUUACCACCAAAUAAGCUGACCUCUUAGUCUUAGCUUGCAAGUCAUAAAAUAUUUACCAUUUGACCUCAACAAGCAAAGUUUGCUUACCCCUGCAAUGGUGCAUACAAAUUAUUAUAUUUAAAAUAGAAGUCAAAGACAAAUAAUGUAGUUAAGGGGUUUGCAAACUGUCAUGAGUGAAACUGGACAGUGGAUUUUUUUGUAGGGGAGUAUAGUGUAUAUAAUAAGUGCUGCUCAAAUGUAAGUGCCUUUCAUCUUGAAGCAUAAAAAAAAAAAACUAUUGACCGCCCCAUUUUUAUUAAUUAGGUGUACUUUUUUUAAAAAUUGCAUUAUCAUUAUGCCCUUUUAAAAAAGUUUCAUAAUUUUCAUUAGGGAAACAGUAAUUUUGCUUUACCAGUCAAAUGAUCUCGGACUGAUAUAUUUGACAUACAAAUUUUAAUAAUUUUAAAUUAAAUCAAUGAAAAUACUUCAAGUGAUGAUUACUUCGAAUUAACUUUGUAUUGUUGUUUUUUUUUCAAAUCUAUUUUUACAGGUCUUAUUCAGGGUUAUCCCAUUUUCUUAUGUGUUCGGUCGAGAAAAUGUUGAAUGGAGCAGAUGAGAAUCAAGAGAAAAAAAUAACUAUACUUGUAAAAAAAGUAGUUAAUGACCCUUCAUCAAUUUCGAGUUUUCCUUAUUCAGGGCGUGAAGGGCAAGUUGCCUGUAGCGUUGCAAAUAAGGUUUACAUCUUUGGAGGCGUGGAACAAGGCCAAGGGGAAGAGCCAAAAGAAACAAAUGAAUUAAUCACAUUUGACAUAGGUAAGAACAGAUAUUAAAAUAUUUUUUUAUAUUUAUAUCAACAAAUUUUCAAAAAAUUCGGACACGUGUUAAAUUAUUUUUAAAACUUUUUUGGUAUUUUAAAUUAAUAGAAUAAAUUCUUCAUUAAAUUAAAUUCUCCAAUGAACAUUUAGAUUACUUUUUUUUUCCCAGUUUCCUCUAAGUGGUCCCAACCACAGGUUACAGGCACAAUACCACCGCCUCGAUCUGCAUCAUCACUAGUAGCAGUUGGCACUAAUAUAUACUUGUUUGGAGGUUUGAGCCACAUGUCUGGGUGGUUUGAUGACAUAUUUGUCUUUGAUACACGUAAGCUGAUUUAUUGUUACUAACAAAGAUUUGUUUGCUCAAAAGAUUUUUCAUAAACUGAACAUUUAUAUAUCAGCUUACAUAAUUUUUAUGUCACUGUCAAAGUUAUUGCAAAUCACUUCUUUUUACAGAAACUUAAUAAACUUAGGCUUCAUUUUAAUUUCAUUACUUUAACUUAAACUGAUUAAAUUGUUAAUGAGGUGACAGGCUCUAUUUAUAUCUGAGCCCCUCAACAUUGGGCAGAUGGUCAGGUGGAAUGGAUUUUUUAGCCAAAUGAGGCAGUUGUUCUUAGGGGAGUGGGGAAACCUUAAGUUUGAUCUUUUUAAAAAAUAAUUUAAUAUCCAACUACACCAACAAAGUGGCAAUGCAGAAACCGACUUGGCAUGGGCCUAAAAGUCAAAUAUAUAUGCAAAUAAUUCUAUAUUCUCACCAGUUAAGCUGCAUUUACCAGAAUAAAAAUCUGAAAGGGUUAAUUUUUUUUUUUUUAAAUGGAUUGAGUAAAUUAUACAAUUUUAAUUAAAUUCUACAAGGUAAUGACCACAUAUAAGCUUUCGCUGCUGAGAAAUACAUUAAAUUUAUCUUAAAUGAGUGAAUUAACGCUUUGCCCCAUAACAAAUUUUGUGCCCACAUAAAAACAAAAUUUCUCUUUACAUAGAAGAUAUUAAUUUGCCACUUUUAUAAAAAUUUAGCCAACAUCCUGUGUUAAUUUUCACUUGAAAUAUAUUUAUCACUUUUUAUUACAGUUACAAACUCAUGGUCAAUUUUGGAUGCAGACGGAAUUAAACCUAGAGCUAGAGACAAGUUGCAAGCUGUGGCAAUUGAUACAAAUAUUUAUUACUUUGGUGGAUUUGGACCAAAAUCUGAUGAAGCUGAAGCGGCUGAUGUAAGUUGGGGAGUUGUUGAUAUCCAUUUUUAUAUUAGUUUUACUUUUAUUUGGCAUGUGUAUAUUUUCUAUUCAAUAUCACGUCUUCUAGCUGGAAGGCAAUGAUGAUGACGAAGAUGAUGAUGAUAUCCCUGAGGCACACGAUCAAGAUGGAGCUGAGUUUGGCUGGUUUAAUGAUCUCUAUGUCUUAGACACUGGUUAGUAUAUUAUUGUUAGACACAAUCAAAUUUUUUUUAAACAUAACUAAAAUGUCAUGAUAUGGAUGCCCAAUACAAGAGAAGAUGCAGUGUUUUUUUUUUUUUUUAAAUUGGCAAUUAUCCAGCUUGAUAUGGUAAGGGCAUGUCUUAAUUGUUAAACAGAUUACCCAGAAACAUAAUUUAUGACUGUAACACACCUACUCUGACAUGGCGUGGGAGCUUAUUUCUUAUGCUGUGGGUUAUGUCAGUAGUAUGGUUACUUAUGUUAUGUUGAUAUUUCAGGAUGCCGACUAAGGCUUCUUCAUUCUUCCACUUAUAAUCCGGGCACGCAAAUAAGAAUACUGAAUCCUGGUUAAACUUACAGUACUUUAUUGAACACACUUUAUAUUGAUAAUAUUAAUAAAUAAUCCUUGCAUGAAUGUAAUUUCACAUAUAUAUCUAUAGUAUUCCAUCAUUAAGAAAGACACGUCCUCACACUAAACUGUCAACUGUCUAAUCACACAGCUCUCACGCUACUGACUCUACUGCUCUGCGCUCAGCUCUCUACUAUCUCAGUCAACUCAUACUUUAUUACCAGCAAAGCGUGCAAAACAACCGCUCUGACAAAAACAUAAUUUUACUCUCCAAAAACGUGGAGUUCACAUUUGUUCUCAAAAAUACAAUCCACAUUGAUUGUCUCUCCCCGUGGAAAAACCUGGUGAACACACUCACUGUCCACUCAUGCUACCUCUCUGUUUACAUGUGAAAACAUAGUCCGUUACAUGCCCCACCCAUCUGAAAAAAUUUUGUGCAACAAAAUUUUUGGCACAAAAUAAUAUGCUGAAAUAAUGAUAAUGUCUCUUAGAAAUUUUCAAUCCCACAUCUAACAAUCAAAUCAGUGUAACAACAUUAACAUUUCAUCAUUAUGAAAUACAGAGUCUUUUACUGUUAAUAUCACACUUAAUAGUGAAUAAUUUACCCUGGCAAAAAAUUAAAAAAUCACCAAUGACAACCUCUUAAAAUCUUUAUGUAUGAUAAUGUGAAGUGACAUUAACAUCUUAAUGAAUAAUAAACACUGCAAAAUGAAUGUAACAAUCUUAAAUUUUGCAUUAGAAAAUUUACAAUUGGUUAAAAUCUGAUAUUCAUUUACAAAAAUUGAUAUGUACAAGUGUCUUAUCAAAAAACUGAGUGAACGUAUGUGUGUAUAUUCAUUUAGAAUGUCUGACUAAUGUGUCUUAAGUCAGUGUCUUUGUCAUUGUCUGCAUGUUCAAUGUGUCUGGAAAGGAAAUCAGCUACUGUAUUGUCUUUUCCUUUUAUUGUCCUUAUCUCAUACUGAUAAUCUAAUAGUAUCAACGACCAUCUGUUUAUUUUACUAUUCGCUAUUUUCUUUCUAUUUAGUGCCAUUAAUGGCUUGUGAUCAGUCAAUAAUGUAAAUUUUCUGCCUAAUAGAUAUUUCUGUAGUUUGGUAAGUGCCCACACAAUUGCUAAGCAUUCUUUUUCAAUAGUUGAGUAGUUAAUUUCAGUUCUGCUUAGUGCUCUACUUAAAUAGGUAAUUGGUCUUAAUUUAUGAUUGUAUUCUUGCAUAAGGCAAGCUCCUAAUCCAAUGUUGGAGGCGUCUGUAACUAGAGUGAAAGACUGUUUAAAAUUGGGUGAUAACAAUAUGUUGUCACUUUGGAAAAUUUCUUUGAUUGUUCUCAGUGUAUUUUCGCAUUCAUCCGUCCAUACUAUUUGUUUCUUGCUAUCUUUAUUUAUUAGUUUCCUUAAGGGUAGUGUAACAUCAGAAAAUUUUGGAACAAAAGUGCUGUAAAAAUUGCACAAACCUAAAAUGGCUUUUACUUCUUUCUGAGUGUGUGGUGUUUUUAUAUUUAGUAUUUUUCCUCUGUUGUGUUCUGUGGGCUGAAUUGUGUUCUUACCGACUUUAAAUCCUAAAAAUUCAAUGUCCUCUUGUGCAAACUUUAAUUUGUUUGGUGCUAUUGUAACUCCAUGUGCUCUUAAUUUGUUUAGUACUGUUUUUAUAGUCUCUAUAUGUGUCUUCAUAUCCUUAGUGUGAAUGCAGAUAUCAUCGACAAAAUGUACUACAUUUGGUAUGCCUUCUAACAUGAUUCGCAUGAAUCGAGAAAAUGUUGCGGUGGAAUUAACUAGACCAAAUGGCAUUACUGUCCAUUCGAACAAGCCUUCCUCUGUGGCAAAUGCAGUCAAAGGCAUGGAAUCCGGAUGCAUGCCUAUUUGCCAGAAUCCUCUGUUUAAAUCUAAGUGGGUGAAUAAUGUGGAGGAGCCUAUUUCUUCCAGUAGUUCUCUGGUGUCCCUCAUGGGUUCUGCAUCUAAUUGUGUGAUUUUAUUUAACUCCCUAUAGUCACAACAUAUACGGCACUGGCCAUUUUUCUUUUUUACUACUACCAUGGGUGAUGCUAUUGGUGAAUCUGAUCUUUUAAUCUUGUUAGUCUGUAUUAAAUGAUUUAGUUCUUUCUUUACUUCUUCCCUAAAUGCAUAUGGAAUUGGAUAGAUUUUGUGUUUGAAUGUGGGUUCCUGUGUUAAUAUUAUCUUGUGUUCUAAACUGCUAGUGUGUCCUAUGUUCUCUGUGAUGACAUCUUUGUAUUCUUUUAGAAUUGUUGUUAAGUGUCUGUUUGUUGUGGUGUUAUUUUCAUUGUCUUCUAAUUGUAUAACACUAGCAACGGUGGCUGUGCUACUUAUUUCAUUACUGAUGGUUUCUAACUCUUCAGGAACAGAGUCAUAUUUUCUGAGCAAGUCCACAUGUAGGACUUUCAAUUCACCCUUCAUGUGAAUUACAUAAUCAACUAAAUUUAACUUGUCAUGAAUUGUAAACGGACCCUGCCAAAUCUUUUGUCCAUUAUUGUUUGGCAACCAUACCAAAACUUUAUCAUGUACUUUAAGAUCUCUGAGGUAUCUAUGUGUAUUCUUUAUAUGUCUUUGUCUUUUAGACUCCCUAUCAGUGUUUUCUUUAGCAUUUUCUAUGCCAUAUGUAAUCCUCUCUCUAAUUUUUGUAAUUAUGUCAAAUGUGUCUUGUUGUGUGCCUUUCUGGCCUAAAAUAUUUUCUUUAAAAAGAGUUAACGGUCCCUUUGGAUUGGCCCCAAACAUUAGCUCAAAUGGAGAGUACCCAGUGGUGUCUUGUAUACUCUCUCUAUAGGCGAAUAAAACCAUGGGUAUAUAUAGGUGCCAUUCUCUAGGGUGGUCUAUUGUUGUUUUAUUUAACAUUGUUUUUAGUGUUUUGUUCCAUCGUUCUACCAUACCAUUAGCCUGUGGUCUAUAUAUUGUGGAAUGUACUUGUAUUAUACCUAGCAUUUUUGUAACUGCAUUGGUUAAGUUGGAAGUAAACUGUGUUCCAUUAUCUGACAAUAUUUUAUCAGGGAACCCAUGUCUUGUAAAUACAUCUAAUAAUGCCAUGCAAAUUGUUUCUGAAUUAAUGUUUUUGAGGGGAAUUGCCUCUGGCCAUCUAGAUGCCAUAUCAAUCAUGGUUAAAAUAAAUUUGUGUCCCUUAUUUGAUGGUGGAUUAAGAGGACCAAUGAUAUCUAUAGCUACCUUCUCAAAGUUUCUACCUAUUUUGUCUGUGGGUUGUAUGGGUGCUCUGUGUUUACUGUGUAUUGGGUUUUUUGUCAGACAUGGUAUGCAUUUGUUUAUGUGUUUCUUUAUGUCCUUGUGUAUGCCUGGCCAAUAAAAAUUCUGUGUGACCCUCUCUAAUGUUUUUUUUAUACCCAUGUGUCCAGCCAAAGGACUGUCAUGUGCAUGGUUGAGUAUUUUGUUUCUGAGUAUUACUGGUACUACUAUUUGAGAUUUUUUGAUUUCACCUUUCUCAAAAUUUCUAAUUAGAAUAUUGUGUUUUAUUGUGUAAUUAUGUCCUCUAUAAAUUGUGUUAUUGUCCUUAAUUUUGUUUCUAAUGUCCUGAAUUUGCCUAUCUUCUGUCUGCAUUCUAAUUAUGUCCUCUCUAGAUAUUUGUUUUGGAAUGUCUAAUUUUUCUUCUAUUUCAGGCUGUGUCUGACUAGUUUUAUGUUGUUGUCUUGUUAUUGCACUUAUAUACUCUUUGGUUAAAUUUUUUGAUUCAAUCCAAUUUAAGAAUAGUUCUUGGGAAUUAUCUGGAAUUUCUUUAAUAUUUCCAAUUAUUAACUGACAUACUGGGUUGUCCAUAAGUACUGCCGUUACCUUUCCUGUCAACCAUGGACAGUCUAUGUCCACUACUGCUUUAUAACAUUCAACUUUUGUGUUAUUUGCUAACAUGACUGUGGUUUUUUCAGAUAUAUGGUCUUUAGGAUCAAUCAAUUUUUUGUCAACUACUAUUGUUGUACAACCUGUGUCUCUUAGACACUGAACAAGCUGGUUGUUUACAUAAGAAGGAAAAAAUUGUAAACUUCCUUCACUGUGACAUGCGCUAGCUAAAGUUUCAUGUGGUUUGGUGUUUUGUCUACUGUUAGUCUGAUUGGAAUUAUAUCUUUGAUUUUUAUAUGGUUGUCUACUCCUAUUUGCACUGUUGUAUCUAAUUGGACUACUGUUGGGUGAUGUUCUCUGAUAGUAUUGUUGUGAAUGUCCUAAAUCUCUAUGUAAUUUCCUACACUCAUAUUUUUUGUGACCUGGAAUGCCACAGUAGAAACAUUUGUUGUUGUUUGAAUAAUUAGUAUAUGGUGUCUGGUAAUUGUUUUGAUGACUUUUCUGAAAUUUAUUGUUUUGCCAUCUGGCAGGUAGGCUAUGGUAUCUUCUGUUUUGAUAUGUGUUUUGUUUUUGACUGUCCCUAUCACUGGGUGUGUUUCUAAUAGAGGCUAGUGUGCUGUUUCUAUUGUCUAGCUCUUCAUUGGGGUGAGCAUCUUUAAAUGUUGUGAUUGAGUCAACUAACUCACGCUCAUUUUUAAUCUUUCUCUCUUUAAGGAAUGAAAAUAAAGAGACUGAUGCAUUUCUUAAUAUUUUGUCUAUGAUAAACAUAUCCAGUAAUGCUUUUGGAUCAUUUAGGUCAAUUUCAGUUAAUUCAAGCCAUUUGACAAGAUUGUCUCUAAUAUUGAAUAUGGUGGUGUUAGGAUCUACUUCUCUCUCUAGUCUUAUGUUGUGGAAAUUUUUUCUAUAAAUGUCUUCUGUGUUUCCAUAGAACUUUAACAAAACUUUCUUUAUAUAUGUAUAAUUAUUCUUUUGUUCUUCACUAAGUGAAUUGAUAAUGCUUAGGCUUUUCCCUGAUAAUCUGCUCAAUAAAAUAUUAGCCCAAGUCUCUUCUCUAUAAUUGUAAGACUGACAUAUGCCUUCAAAUUGUGACAGAUAACUAAUAAUUUCUUCUUUAUGUUCAUUAAAUUCUCUAAAUUUAGGUUUGUAUGCACUGUUGGUUUCCCUAUUGCUUGUUGAUGUAGUAUGCUGUCCUGAUUCUAUCCUAGCUCUUUCUAGUUUUAGCUCUUCCUCUCUUAUUUUCAUAUCUUGUUCCCUUAAUUUAAGUUCUUCUAUUUCCUUUUGUCCUUUUAAUUUCAUUUCUUCUAUUUGUUUAAGAUCGUUUCUCUCUAACAUUCUAGCUUCUCGGUCUUUGUCUUUGUCUUGUCGGUCUUUGUCUUUGUCUUGUCGGUCUUUGUCUUCUUUCUGUCUGUCUCGUAUUUUGUCCAUUUCUCGAGUUACGAAGUCAGUUAAUUUCUCCUGCUUCAAACCAAGCUUCUCACCUACUUCUAAUAAUUCCAAGUACUCUGCCAUUUUUUAUGUGUAAUGUGAGUAACUAAAAUUAUAUUGUUAUGUAUCAGUAUAUCAGUUAUCUCCUUAUUCUUUGGUUAUCAAUUAAAAUAGUUUACGAUCUUUCAUAUAUCUACAUGUUAAUGAAUGUAUACACAAAUGCAAGUUGAAACAUGAAUUAUAAGUUAUAAAUAAGUGUAAGAAAAAUUUAAAGUAAUUAAAUUGUCUACUUCACAACAUAAAUACAGAUAUGUAGACGUUUACAUGAAUACAAAUGAGACAACAAAUACAAAAGUACUGUGUAGUUUAUGGACCACAAGAUAGUAGAAAAUAUGACAGUAGGUUGACAAUAUGUAUAACAAUGACAAGACAAAUAGCACAAAUAUGACACGAUCUACUAAAAAACAACAGUUAUGACAAUGUACAAACUAGACUUCACAGCUAACACAAAAUUAUCCUACAGUGUUAUAAAUAGGGCCAGAAGAAACCUUUACCGUUUUAAUAAAAAAACUUCCCUAGGAAAGAUAACACCGUGGAUGUCCCUACAGUAUACUCUAAAAUUAAACUUAUAUUAUACAGAAAAAGUAAAAAUUUACUUAAUCUAAUUAAGUAUGAUAUAAGUAGAUUUUUAAAGUCUUAAAUUAUAUAUAAUACAUAACACAUAAAUACAUAAAUACCAAGUGUUUAAAAGAAAUCCGUAGUUGGUCACCUCUGCUCCUCUGUGACGCUCUGAUUUCUGUGUAAUCGAUAAUCCUAUGUAGUAGAUGCUCCUUCUAGGUAGUAGAUAAUCCUAUGUGGUAGUGUACUUGGGUAAAAUAAUCCAAUGAGAAAAGUUACACCACAAAUUGCUGCAAUACUCCAAUGUAAGUACCUUGCGUAAUAGUGUAAUUGUGAUAAUCCAAUAAUUGAAAAUUGUCUAAUUUCUCUCCGGUUCUGUUGCACUUGUGAGUAAUUGAAGAAUUACUUGAAGAAUUACUUGACUUGAACUGUGCGGCUUGUAUAAAGUAAAGAUUAUGCUGGGGAAAUCUUACUUCCGCUGUCUUGAUAAAACAUCUCAUCUGUAAUGACAUCAGACUUCUUUUGGUUUUGUGUGGAUCAUCUCUUUCGUUGACUAAUAACUGUAAAAUAGAUUUCUUGCUGUUUCUUCCACGAGAAUAUUCACUCCACUGUUAUAUAAUUGAAACAGUGUACCAGUUAGCUGUUUGCACUCUGAACUUUUGACUCCCGUGACUGACCUAAAUUCAAUCGUUGUCAGCUUGCUCUGUGUGUCGUGGACUCUUCUCAGAUUUGACUCAUACACGGGCGUAAUGACGUUCGAUGUAUGCUUCACUCGACUGUUAAAAUAUAUCGUUGUUACUCAAUGUUCUGUAAUACAUCGUCGUUACACCACUUCUGACACCAUUUGUAACACACCUACUCUGACAUGGCGUGGGAGCUUAUUUCUUAUGCUGUGGGUUAUGUCAGUAGUAUGGUUACUUAUGUUAUGUUGAUAUUUCAGGAUGCCGACUAAGGCUUCUUCAUUCUUCCACUUAUAAUCCGGGCACGCAAAUAAGAAUACUGAAUCCUGGUUAAACUUACAGUACUUUAUUGAACACACUUUAUAUUGAUAAUAUUAAUAAAUAAUCCUUGCAUGAAUGUAAUUUCACAUAUAUAUCUAUAGUAUUCCAUCAUUAAGAAAGACACGUCCUCACACUAAACUGUCAACUGUCUAAUCACACAGCUCUCACGCUACUGACUCUACUGCUCUGCGCUCAGCUCUCUACUAUAUCAGUCAACUCAUACUUUAUUACCAGCAAAGCGUGCAAAACAACCGCUCUGACAAAAACAUAAUUUUACUCUCCAAAAACGUGGAGCUCACAUUUGUAUCUCAAAAUACAAUUCAUUGUCCUCGUGGACAAAAACAUGGUCAACACCAUUAUUUGUUCACUCAUGCUACCUCUCUGUUUUCAUGUGAAAACAUUGUCCGUUACAAUGACAUAAAUAAAUAUUGAUGGUAUUACUUAAACAAAUCAAAUCUUUUUAUUGAACAAGAAAUAAUUUAGGAUACACUUCUCUUCCUUUUUUGAAAAAAUGUACUUUAAAAAGAAUGUAUAGUUUUAUUUAAAUUUGCAGUUUCUUGUCGUUGGUCACAACCCAUGCAGAUGAACCUUGGUGUGCCAACUCAAAGAGCUGCUCAUUCUAUGUGUGCCAUAAAUAGGCAUCUAAUCAUCUUUGGUGGUAGAGAUAUUGAGGAACGACAAAAUGACUUGCACAUUUUCAAUGUUGGUAAGGAUGUACUUAAUUUGCUCUAAAUAAUUCUUUAUGUCAUUAGUUGGAUAUGUAUGUGUGUGAGUUACAUAUAUUCUAAAAUGCCCUGAAGAACAAAUAGCAGAAAUGUUUCUCUUGCACUUUAAAGGUAAACAUCAAUAAUUUUUCAAGUCUAAGUGAAUUGAACACUUGCAAUUUAUAGGUAAUUAAAUAAAUAUUUACAUGUAUGCAUUAAAAACAUUAUUGCUUAACUUUGUUCAUUUGUGUUGUAUUUCAAUGUUGCUUUAUUUUGACAAUUUCAUGGCUGUUUUUAUAUUGUCAACAAAAAUGUUGCGUUGCGAUAGUCAAGUAUUUUUUUUGUUUUAAGUUGGGAAAAAGUAGGGAAUUUUGUUUUUAAAAAUGAGUGGGAACCAUGUGUUUGGUAAAUUUUGUUUGACGGGCCUCUCAUUUCAUAUGGCCUCCAACUUGGUUGCCUCAAAGGCAGAUGUGUCAUGGCACCCAAGAUGGUGCUGUGUAAAAAAAAAAGGGAAGGGAGAGAGUAUGCUGUUUUAGUUAGUAACAGAGAGAAACAAAAAUUAGGAAAAAAGAAUCUUAAAAUUUAAUUAAAUUAUUUUUUUUUAGAAAAACCAUCAAUUUAAAAAAUCUACAACUCUACAUAACCUGAAUGCUAAGUCAGUAUCCUUAACUCAGACGUAAGUCUCUCCUCCCCCACCCCCCAAACUUGAUUUAAUUUUUAAUUCCAUCAAUCAAAAACAUUCCAUCUACAUAUUAAUAUUAUAUUUAAAAAAUAAAAAUUACCUCUGGUAACAAUCCAUGAUCAAACAAAGGGGAGAGAACCUACACAGAGACUCAAAGCGGCAUGCUGAAUGUAAAUUGACCAUUUUAUAUAUAGAUAUAUAUCACUUAUUAUGACUGGUACAAUAUAUGUUGAGCGUUUCUUUUAUGUUUUAUUAUAUUUGGCACACUUAUGUUAUUAAAUUAGAGACCGACCGAAUUUCGGCUUCGGUUUCGGCGCCGAAAGUGGCCAUUUUAUCACUUUCGGCCGAAACUGAAAAGUUGACUCUCGGUUUAAUUUCGGUUUCGGCCGAAAGAGGAAAGUUAACUUUCGGUUUUUCUUCGGUUUCGGCCGAAAUUGACUUAGACUUUCGGCCAUCGGCCGAAAGUGACUCAGGUUUUCGGUCAUUUAAUAUUCAGCGAAAGCGAUAUUUAACAACAAACUAAACGACAUUUAAGAACGAAUUAAGCGAUCUUUGAGAAUAAACUAAACGAUAUUUAACAACAAACAUAGCGAUCCUUAAGAACAAUCUAAGCAAUCUUUAGUAACAAACUAAACGAUCUUAAAGAACAAACUAAACGAUUUUUAUGACCGAACUAAAUGAUCUUUAAGAACAAAACAAAUGAUCUUUAAUAGUAAACUAAAUUAUUUAUAAGAAUAAACCAAGCGAUCUUUAGCAGAAAACUAAAUGUUCUUUAGGAACAAACUAAAAGAUCUUUGAGAACAAACUAAUCAAUCUUAAGGAACAAAAUCAAUUAUCUUUAAGAACAAACUAAGCGAUCUUUAUGAAAAAAACUAAGCGAUCUUUAACAACAAACUAAGCGAUCUUUAUGAACAAACUAAACGAUAUUUAAGAACAAAUAAUGCGAUCUAUUAACAAAAACUGGACGAUCUUUAACAACAAACUAAGUGAUCUUUAAGAACAAACUAAACGAUCUUUAACAACAAAUUAAGCGAUCUUUAAGAUUAAACUAAGCGAUAUUUUAGAACAAUCUAGUGAUCUUUAUGAACAAACUCGCCGAUCUUUAAGAACAAACUAACCGACCAAUAACAACCAAAUAAACGAUCUUUAAAAACAAAUUAAGCAAUCCUUUACAACCACAAUUUUUAGAGACCCGGUUUAAAAAAAUAAUAUUUUGCAUCAAUUCCCCCCCCCCCUCAAUUUUUGCCAAAUUUUUUCCUACCAUACUAAUUUUAAAAAGUUGUAAAGCAAUUUAAAUUACUUUUAUAUUAAAAUUAAAAUGGUAAAAUCCAAAGUAUUCAUUAGAUCAAAGGUCUCAAACUCAAAUCAUCGAGGGGGGGGGGGGGGCAGGAGGUGGUGUCUGAAUGAGACUGGGCCGCAUCAAGUAAUCCACAAAAAAGCGAUUACAACUGUUAAAAUCUGCUCAACUUUUAUAAAUAACAAUGAAAUCAUUAAGGGUUCUCAAAAACUAGGAUUCACUUUCAUCCACCUACUCACUGUUGCAUACAAAAAUACAUAGCAACACUACCAAAAAAAUCAGAAUUAGACUAGUCGGUGAGAUUCGACUGAAACCGUCGCGGAGAGUCACGUUAUAGAUAUGAGAAUGGGGGAAACGGGCCGGCGCAUUUACACUAAACUUUUCUGUCAUGAAGCGGGCCGCAAAAUAUCGUCUUGAGGGUCACAAAUGGCUCGCGGGCCGCGAAUUUGAGACCCCUAUAUAUCGAUAUGUAGGAAAAGAAGUCACAGGAAAAAAAGUCCGGGGGCCCGGAAUCGUUUUUUUUUUCUUAUAUGAGCUUUAUAAAUAAAAUUAACCACAAAUACUCCUGCAUAAAUAGGUGGAUCUUGACCAAACUUAGUGACGGGAUCAAAUAGGGAUCCUGCGGCAAACGGGAUCCCAUCGGAGAAAAGGAUCCUUCCGGGAAGCGGGAUCCUAGUGGGAUCGGGAUCCCAUUUGGAAAAGGGUACAAUUUGGAAAGUGGUAUCCUACUUGGAAAUGGGAUCCCAUUUGGAUCUCAAUUAGUUCGGAUCCCACAGGGGUCGGAGUCCCAUUUGGAUAUGAGAUGCCAUUUAGAAUAAGGAUGCCAAUGGGGUCAGGAUCCCAUUUAGAAACGGGAUCCUUUCAGGAUCAGAAUGGGAUCGGGAUAACAAUGGGGUCGAGAUCCCAAUGGGUUGGGAUCCUAAUGACAUCCUUUUUGAGAAAGUGAUCCCAAUCGGGAUCGGGAUCCAAUUGGGGCUGGGGUCCCUAGGGUCGGAAUCACAAUGGGGUCAGGAUCCCAAUGGGAUUAUUUGAGGGAAAGGGAUCUCAAUCAAAAUUGGUAUCCCAAUGGGGUCGGGAUCCUUGUGGGGUAGGGAUCCCGAUAAGAUAUGGGAUCCCAAUAGGUUACGGGAUCCCACAACUCUUGUCAGAAUUUAUUUAUGAUAUCUGAUGGCUGAAUGCUUCUGUGACUUUUUUCCUGUGACUUUUUUUCCUGUGACUUUAUUUUCUGUGACUUUUUUUCCUGUGACUUUAUUUCCUGUGACUUUAUUUCCUGUGACUUUUUUUCCUAGCAAAAUUUGUGACUUUUUUCCGUUACUUUUUUUCCUGUGACCUUUUUCCGCUCACCUAAUAUUCACGAUUAUCUCAUUUUUUUAUAAAAAGAAUGUAAAUAUUUAUACUUUCCCACAUCAUUUUCGAUGUAUGCAGAAUGUAUGCGGGAACGAAGUCAAAAAAACUUAAUAUUACAUUUUCGGUUUCGGCCGAAAUUCAUUUUUAAAUUUCGGCUUUUUUUCGGUUUCGGCCGAAAGUCAUUUUUUAAAACUUUCGGCCUUUUUUCGGUUUCGGCCGAAAGUCAUUUUAAACUUUCGGCCUAUUUUCGGCUUCGGCCGAAAUCAGAAAAUCACUUUCGGUCGGUCUCUAUAUUAAAUAUAUUAAUUUGUAUGCUUCAGACACCAGGAAGUGGCUUACAGAUUUAACAGUAACAGGCCAAGUCCCAGCCCCAAGGUCUUUCCACUCAAUGACAGCAAUAGGGGAUAAAGCUGUAUUGUUUGGAGGCAGGGGCAGAAAUGAUCAACAUUUUGAUAGUUUUGAUGUGUUUGAUUUUGGUGAGUUUCCUUUUCUUUUUAUGAUUUCAUUUUUAGUUUAUUUCAAAGUAUUGUUGGUUAAAGGUUAGUCUUAUUAGAAAAUCUGUACCGGUAACUGUCUGUCUCUAAGCUUUGAUACAAUUUAAUGGGAGUCGCUUAGUCACUUCCUUGUUUGGUCACGUGAUAUGAGUAAGUCAUCACUAGGCUGCAACACACAACAAAAGAUACUUCAUCAGUGCUUCCCCAAUGUUAUGUUAAUUGAAAAUUUUACCUUUCGUAAUAUUAUGGAAUGCAAGCGUUUUUUAAAUGAAAUACAUUAAUGUGACAAUAAAUAUACGUCAGUUAUAAUUAAAGGAAGAAAGUUAUUUCAAGAAAAAUUUGUGAGCGAUAUUCGAUGGGAACUAUCAAUACUAUUAUCGGCAGGAUGUUGUUGAGCUCCGUGCGUGCUCAUGACGUCAUUUGCGUUUUUAUUCAAUAUUGAUGCAGGAGUCAUUCCCCUUUGUUUAUUUUAUUGUUAAUUUUCAUUGGACGAAAUGUAGUGUAGUUGUAGUGUGUAUCGGGCUACUGUUGUCAAGCACUAGUGUGUUGUAUACAGUAUACCGGAAAUCUUACUCGUUUUUUACUCAUAUCACGUGACAAAAUAAUUGACUAAGCGACUCCCAUUAGAUAUUAUUCUCCUGACACUGAUAUUGUUAAAUUUUAGGUUGUGUGAUUUUGUAGCAAUUUUAAAAGAAAAUUUAAUGUUAUAAAAUGAAAAAAAAAUUUUUUUUGGCAGCAAAAAAGCAGUGGCUUCCAGUAGCGAUAGAGGGAGACAAGCCAGCUGCAAGGGGACAGCACUGCACAGUGACUGUAGGGGAUUACAUAUUUUUAUUUGGUGGGUCUGGAAAUUUUAGUCCUGAAACCAUGCAAUGUCAGACAUUCUAUACUGAUGCAUUUUUUAUAAAGACAGGUAAGCUUAAUUCUAAUUUUAUUACAGUAUUUUUGUUCCCGAAAACUAAAAUUCAAUUUUUUAAUAUCUGUAUCUAUUUUUGGUUAGUUAAUAUUAAUAUGUUGAAGAUCAUUGCAAUAGAUUUACAUCUUUUUAUUUCCCCUUUAUUUGAAAUUGUCUGCAUUGAUGUAGUGUUUAUCAUACCAUCUUUGUUCUAGUUUGCUGGCUUGUCAAGCCUGACCAUAAUCAGCUCUUUUUUAUUUCUGUUUGUUGGUACCUUUUAAUCUUUACUUUUUCUAUUUUCACAGACAAUUUCUCAUCUAGUGCUCAAUCAAAUGGUUUAUCAGCAGGGUCUGGAGAUUGCUGAUUGUUAAUGUUAUUAACCUUGCCAUUAGAAUAUUUCUUUGACUGAACUUACUUAGCUUCUUAAUUCAUUUACUACCCAGAGCCUCUGUCAUGAAGACAGGAAAUUUCUCAAUUAAGCCAUUAUCAGCUUACAGUUGCAAACUAUUCCCAACAAUAAACUGAAGGUUUCUUAUUAUACUAAUAUAUUUUAGCAAUAGAUUAAAAAAUGACAGAUGCAACCAAUAAGUAAUAUCAGAUUUUUAAAUAUGGCUUUUAGGGCUGUGUGCAAAACUUGUAUUGAAUUUCAUUUAUGAGUGUUUCUUGAAGUAAAAAAAAUACAUUUGUGAUUACAUAGAAAAUCAUGUUGGCAAGUUGAUUGCUUUUUUUUUUUUUAAUUUUUAAUAUAGGUACUUUAAUACUUUACAAGAACAUAAUUGUAAAUUAACAUUUUGAGAACAUGUUUUUCCCAUAUACCAUAAAGUGAAAUUUAAUGUCUUUAUAAGCUAAGUAAAGAUAUCUUUGUUUGGCUUGUAGUUGAAUUUUGUUUGUAGAUUUCUUUCUAUAUUUAGAUCUUUUCAUGCAUAAACUAAACAGGUCAGGUUUAGCAGAGAUUUUAUUGUCAUAGGCAGGAACCACACUCUUAAAUUAUUGAUGAUAAAAUGCCUCUGUUAUCCAGUUUGACCUGUAGUAAUAAUUCUUUUACUGGCUUUUUCUGUUUAAACUACCGGUAUUUAUAACAGUUUAUUAGAUUUUACUGAACAGUAUAUUUUUAGGUUGGCUUAGUGUGUGUGUGCCUUCAGUUAUUUUAUUGAACAUUGAUGUCUUCAUUUCCUUUUGUUACAAUAAAACUUUACAUCUAAAAUUCAUGUUAUUUAAAAUGUAAAUAAUGUCAAAUUAGUGCUAAAAUUAUGUCUUUAUUAACAUCUACUUUUUGCCUUGUGACUUUUUUCUAUGGAGUGAAUUGUAGUUUUAGUAUUCAUUAACAGGUGGUCAUUUAUUUUACAGCAGUUUUUUCCCCCUAAUUUUUAAAAUAAAUCAUACAUUUCAAAACAUUAAAUAUUGAAACUUUCCUUCAAAAAUUUUACCAAUAUCCUCUAAAUCAUUCCACAUUCCUAAUAUCGUUUUUUUUUAAAAAUGGUUUAAUAAGUGCAUUCACAAGCCCAAGACUUGAUUUUUUUUGGGUCUUUUUUGUGUUGUUAUUGCUGUACAGUCAUUUUGUUUUGUUGACAUGGUCUCAGGCUUGUGUUGAGCUGUUCAGUAAUUCAUGAAUCUGCAUUGUCAACAAAAGGUUUGAUACUUAAAAAUGGUGGGGGCCCUUCCUUUUAAAGAAGUAUUUUUUUUCUGUUUAAAUGCUUUCCACCUAUAAUUAAGUCUUUGCAUGUUUUUUUAAACCACAUUUGAUGUGCUAGUAUUAUUUAAUUAAAAUAAUACUACAUUCUUAUCACCUUUGGCGGGAGAAAAUUUUUAAGUGUUAUAUUACCGUAUAAAUACUUUAAAGGUAAUGUUCAGGAUUCUCAUAGUCGAUGCUAGCUGACCUACAUAAUCCAAACAUUUUGGUGGUGCCCAGUGCUGCUAGCUUUUUGAAACACUAAUUGUAUUUGCCAUUCAUCUAGUCUUGACUUAAAUCUUUGAAAAGUGCUUGAUAUGUUGAUUAAUUUAAUAUAUUUGUUCUGAUCUUAAAUAUAUGUGUAUGCAAACAUUUUAGAAUAUCAACUAAAAACAUAUGAGAUGAUAGCCUUGUUUGACUUAUGUUGUGUUAUACUUAACUUCUGUUAAUGGUGAUUUUUAAAGUCUUGUUUCUAUUUAUUUAUUUUUGUGAAGAGGUUUUAUUUAAUUGCACAGUAGUUUUAUUUAUUUGUUUUAUUUAUUUAUUUUUAUUAUUUUUUUUAAUUAAAAUUAUAU